Gadus chalcogrammus (walleye pollock) is the source of this 3667-nucleotide messenger RNA. It is a transcript of the gene ptch2, whose product is annotated as patched 2. The annotation marks the transcript as partial. Lineage: Eukaryota; Metazoa; Chordata; Actinopteri; Gadiformes; Gadidae. The record is from RefSeq and is a predicted model, not a curated record. The transcript has 8 exons. Gene Ontology annotation, molecular function: hedgehog family protein binding; hedgehog receptor activity; smoothened binding. Gene Ontology annotation, biological process: smoothened signaling pathway. Gene Ontology annotation, cellular component: plasma membrane.
UCAACAGCGCUGUAUUCCUUUUGUUUACCUGCAGGUCUCCAGACGGCGUUCGACGCGGACUGGGAGGCAGGUUGGAUCAGCCAGGACAACUAUCGCAAUGGCACAGAGGAAGGGGUCCUGGCCUACAAGCUGCUCAUCCAGACGGGCUCCAAGAAGGAGCCUUUCAACUACAGCCAGCUGACGUCCCGUCGCCUGGUGGACGCUGAGGGUCUCAUCGCGCCCGAGGUCUUCUACAUCUACCUCCUGGCGUGGGUGAGCAACGACCCCCUGGGCUACGCCGCCUCCCAGGCCAACUUCUACCCCAAGCCCCGCGAGUGGAUGCACGACAAGUUCGACACCACCGAGGAAAACCUGCGCAUCCCUGCUGCCGAAGCGCUGGAGUUCGCCCAGUUCCCCUUCUACCUGAACGGCCUGCGGCAGGCCAGCGACUUCGUGGAGGCCAUCGAGAGCGUGCGGGCCAUCUGCGACGAGUUCGCCCGCAAGGGCGUGCUGAACUACCCCAACGGAUACCCCUUCCUGUUCUGGGAGCAGUACAUCGGCCUGAGGCACAACUUCCUGCUGGCCAUCAGCCUGGUGCUGGCCUGCACCUUCCUGGUGUGCGCCGUGCUCCUGCUCAACCCCUGGACGGCCGGCAUCAUCGUGUUUGUGCUGGCCAUGAUGACGGUGGAGCUCUUUGGCAUCAUGGGUCUGAUCGGCAUCAAGCUCAGCGCCAUCCCCGUGGUCAUCCUCAUCGCGUCCGUCGGCAUCGGCGUGGAGUUCACCGUCCACAUCGCGCUGGGCUUCCUGACGGCGAUCGGCAGCAGGAACAAGCGCUCAGCGGUGGCUUUGGAACACAUGUUCGCUCCCGUGAUUGACGGCGCGAUCUCCACACUCCUCGGCGUCCUCAUGCUAGCCGGCUCCGAGUUUGACUUCAUCAUGAGGUACUUCUUUGCGGUGCUGGCCAUCCUCACCGUCCUGGGGAUGCUGAACGGCCUGGUCCUCCUGCCCGUGCUGCUGUCCCUCAUGGGCCCCCCGCCCGAGGUCCCCCUGGGGGGCGCCAACGCCGCCGCGGCCGCCGCCCACCGGCCCACCCCCUCCCCGGAGGCCCCGCCCCUCCCUCCACCCAUGGCGCACCACGGCUACGACUACUCCGGCGGCCAGCGGGGGCGCCAGCAGGCCUUCUCCGAGUCCUCGGACUCGGAGUACUACUCGGAGACCACGUCGGGCAUCGGCAGCGAGGGGGACUACGGCCACGGCGACCAGAGCGCGUACGCCGCGGCUCCGCCCCACGGCAACCCCGCCGCCAACACCUCUCACAUCCUGCUGGAGGCCAGCGGGAACCCCAGCUUCCCCAAACUCACGGUGGUGAAGCCGUUCAAAGAGAACACAGCGGGCUUUUGUGGAACUAAAGAACUCUUAAAUGAAUCUUCCCACAACGCGCACGCCAGGAUCACGCGCUGGGACACCGGGAACAAGUGGGAGCAGCAGCCGCAGCAGCAGCAGCAGCAGGGCUCCCGAAGGCCCCAGGCCCCUCUCAGCCAACCUUUACCCAGCGACAGAACUCACUUCCCUGGGCGGCUCGGCCACUGUGGCCCCAGGCUUCAGGGAAACAGAGGGCCGCAGCAAAGCAGGACUAAAGGGCCGGGUUAUGGCAACAAUAAUCAUCCGGCUUUAGCGACGCAACAAGGACCUUGCGGCGGACCGGUGACCAUGGUAACGGCCACGGCCUCGGUGACGGUUGCCGUGCACCCCAGCUUACCGGGGGCGGCCUACCAGGAAUAUACGCACGGGGCUUUCGACACGGACAGCGAGUCGGACUGCUUUGAGGACACUAGCGCGAGGACACACUCCUAUAAGAGAGACUCUCUGAAUAUCCAGGACAUGGAACAGGGCCAGCUGCAGCUCAGCCAGACAAAAGGUGGGCUGAGGGCUGAAUGCUAAGCUCUCUGGCUAACCGCUGUCUCCUAGCACUCUGAAGGCCUGCCGCCUAGCACCUCGACAACUCGCCCCGUCCAAACUCUUGAUCUGUACAUAAUCCUCGACGCAAAGACGUCGCCAGAGGAUCUAUUGUAAGGAAAUAUUAAAGCAAAAAAAGAUGGACAUAUAAAUCUAUGGGUAUAUAUUUUAAUACUAAACAGAGGGAAACUUAUUUAAGAGAGUACUGUUUAACUUGGGUCAACUCUUGUGUAAAAGCUCAGAUGUAUACGAUUAUUUCUCAAAAAAGGGGGCCGGUUGAUUUUAUUUCUUCUUCUCUAACCUCUCCGUUGUAUAGAAUAACAAAUGUGUUAUAUGUUAUAAAUGGUGCACGGAAAGAAAGUUAUUAAGAUAUUAGGCUUUUGAAAGGUUAUGAUCAGUGUUGAUUUUAUUUUUUGGGGGCUUUUUUUUGCUGCUACACUUCAAAAUAAGUUAAAAGAUUUGCCUUAAAAAUGCAGUAUAUCUUCUCCCCGUGCGGUUCAACCCGUCGAAAGAUACGCUUAAUCGUGUUACCCCAUGGACAAGCUGUUACACUGCCAGUGAGUGAAGAGUAUACCGACCACCCUUCAUCUCACCCUUAUUCUUUUGUUUCUUUGUCGUUUCUGUUAUAUCCUUAAUAUAAAGUUUUUUUUUCUUUUACCGUUUGCACUGUGAUAACACGCGCAAAGCAGAGACGACGCGGCAAACUCUGGUUCCUUGUUAGAAAGCAUCUAAUGUGCCUUAACCAGCCCUCUCCCCCUUCCAUUGUCAAUGUCCCCAUCAGUCCAUUCAUAAAAUCCUGUGCCUAGUUAUGAAUAUGCUAUUAGCUCAUUGUCUCUCUGUUCUACGUGGCUGGUCUCAGUGAGGUCCUCAAAGAACCAGGCAAUAGAACGAUAUUCAGGAAUCGGUCAUAGAUAUGUAUGUCCUUUUGUGUGUUUGUGGAUAAUCAUCUGUUAGCCUCUGUGUGACCAAUCAGGCAACGCACCCUGUUGUGGUAGUGGUAUCUCAGUAACCAUAGUUACAGUGUCACACUCUUAACCCUAGUUUAACAUCCAGUCGUUGUUUUUCUGUGUGUUUUGUCUCCUACAGUCCGAAUUUUUUUAAUUACUUGAAGGAGGUUUGAUGUGCUAUUUUCUCUGCAGUAUUUGUAAGCUCUACAUUUGGGUGAAGUAAAGGUUUGAUUCGAGGUACUGUUCACCUCAAGUGUGUCAUGAAAGGGAAUUGUAGUCUUAGAUGCAAAGGGAUUUUUUUUUUGGUUCUUUAAAGUAUUGUUGCUGGCUGUCCAAGGGUUUGCGAUUUACAUUCUUGUUUUCAAAACCCUGUGCAAUUAUUGUCUCAGAAGAGCUUCAUUCAGCAUAUUGUGCAGAGGAUUAGUUCUGCUUAACAAACAAGGUUCAGUCAUCUGGUGCAGUCAUUUGUUCUGCCUCAUAUUUGACUUUUAUCGUUCCAAUCCCUCUUGCUUCACCGGUAUAAGCUUCAUGCAAAGACAACUUUUAACUUAAUCCUGUUUUCCUUUCAGUAUUGGUCAAAUCACUGCCAAGUUAAAAUGCAGGGAAAAAACCUUCCACAUUUUUCUUUUCAACAUUUUUUCAUUUUGUAUUCUGUUCUGAGUGGCAGCUUGGGAUUCUUUUCUAAAUAUGUCAGGAAAAAAAAACGACAAAUAAGUAGCUACUGUGCAGUCUUGAAGAGAAAAACACAAAAGCCAAGCAGGCCAACAGUUGUAACUGUGAGUGCC